Hemicordylus capensis (graceful crag lizard) is the source of this 803-nucleotide messenger RNA. It is a transcript of the gene ATP5PO, whose product is annotated as ATP synthase peripheral stalk subunit OSCP. Bases 86 to 721 code for a protein of 211 amino acids. The record is from RefSeq and is a predicted model, not a curated record. Gene Ontology annotation, biological process: proton motive force-driven mitochondrial ATP synthesis. The transcript has 7 exons. Gene Ontology annotation, molecular function: proton-transporting ATP synthase activity, rotational mechanism. Lineage: Eukaryota; Metazoa; Chordata; Lepidosauria; Squamata; Cordylidae.
GCAUGCUUUGCGCCGAAUCUUUACGCAUGCGUCCUUCUCACCGGCCGGACAGGAACGGGCUCGUUUUGACCUAGAGGAGAAGAAGAUGGCGGCGGCCGUGGGCUUGUGUCAGAAGGUGCGUCACUUCAGCACCUCUCUGGUCAGGCCAGUUACAAAAUUGGUGCAGCCCCCGAUCCAAGUCUAUGGAUUGGAAGGCCGAUAUGCCACUGCACUCUACUCUGCUGCUUCUAAACAGAAAAAGUUGGACCAGAUAGAAAAAGAACUGAGUCGAGUAUCGGCACUUAUGAGGGAACCUAAACUAUCUGCCAUCGUCUUGAACCCUCACGUAAAGAUUGCGGUGAAGCGAAAGACUGUGAAUGAUGCUUUAGUUAAAGAAAAGAUGUCGCCUAUCACUGUCAACUUAAUCAAUGUCCUUGCUGAAAAUGGUCGAUUGCGUUACACUCCAGGUGUAAUUUCUGCGUUUGGUAAGAUCAUGAGUGCAUAUCGUGGAGAAGUGCUGUGCUCUGUUACCACUGCUAAGCCCUUGGACGAGGCCAGUCUUACUGAGUUGAAAACAGCCUUAAACGGCUUCUUAGCUAAAGGAGAGGUACUGAAACUGGAGGUGAAGACUGAUCCGUCAAUCUUGGGAGGAAUGAUUGUCAGCAUUGGAGAUAAAUAUGUUGAUAUGUCUACCAAGACCAAGAUUCAGAAACUGAGCUCAGUCAUGAGACAGGCUGUCUAAAGUUCACCCUUGGAAGUUUUUCACUAAAGCAUUUUGAAUUAUAUGAUGGAAACAAUAAAAGCGAUUCCCCUUAAAUAGAUAA